Messenger RNA from Nerophis lumbriciformis (worm pipefish), 1281 nucleotides. RefSeq names its product cell division cycle-associated protein 7-like. The record is from RefSeq and is a predicted model, not a curated record. Lineage: Eukaryota; Metazoa; Chordata; Actinopteri; Syngnathiformes; Syngnathidae. Gene Ontology annotation, biological process: regulation of DNA-templated transcription. Gene Ontology annotation, cellular component: nucleus.
UUCCUGCUUCAAUCAGCUUAAUUAGUAGUAGUUUCUCGCUGCCGCUCUGACUGACCAUUCAAAUGUAAACGCUAACACAACACAGAUGUUGCAUAUGUCAACUUUUUUGUGUCUUUUAAAGUUUAGGAUGUACCCCCUGACGGAGGAGCUGGCGGAGGUUUUCGCAGAAGACUCUGAGAACGAUAAAACAUUUUACGGUUUUGGUGACGAAGAGCUGAGUGACCACUGCAACCAGAACGCUGACAUGCAAGGUGAAGAUGAAGGCCGACCUUGUCUUCCCUGCAAGCAAACUACGUCCAAAACCUUCAAACUGAGAGUGGCGCUUCGCUCGGCUCCGUCAGACCAAAACUCCACCGAUGAGGAUGAAGACGAGGAUGGAGAGUGGCUGCAAAAGACAAGGGUGAAGACAAGUCAGACAAAGGAGGACGAAGGUGUUACAUCUGAGGAAGAAUGUGAAGAUGUGUCCGACUUCUUUCUGGCCAAGAGGGAACAAAACAUCCGAGCCAACAAAGCAAUGCUGGCUCAGCUGAUGGCCGACCUGCAGAAGAUGCCUGAAGGUGCUGCUUUUCUGAAAAAGCCAGAAGCAAAACCAUCUAAGAUGAAGCGUCCACCUCGCUCUGGAAAGGAGUCCAGAAGGAACUCAGAGCGCUCAUCCCGCAGACACACCCGCUCUAUGGGAAGACACGAGGCCCCCCAGGAAGCAGACGUGGACCUCAGCCUGGAAGAGGAGCUUCUUCAAGUUCGUGGUGCCCCGCGCAGACGUGGGACCCCGCGAGCCAAUCACAGCAAGCCUCACAUCAUCAGGCCCGUGGAGGACAUCACUGAGGACCAGCUGCAACUGGUGGCAGACAACAUGACCGACAAAGUCUACAACAGAGUUACUGGCUCCACGUGUCACCAGUGCCGUCAGAAGACCGUUGACACCAAGACCUGCUGCCGCCACCAGGAGUGUCGGGGCAUCCAGGGUCAGUUCUGCGGGCCGUGCUUGAGGAACCGAUACGGGGAGGACAUCAGGAAGGCCCUCCUUGAUCCGGACUGGACUUGCCCUCCCUGCCGAGGUAUCUGCAACUGCAGCUUCUGCCGCCUGCGAGAGGGCCACUGUCCCACGGGGAUCUUGUUCCCUCUGGCUCAGUACCACGGCUUCUCAGACGUCCACUCCUACCUCCGCAGCCUCCAACACAAGGCCAAGAGUGAGAGUGCAGAUGUGAGCUGAGAUGAGAAGAUACUGUGUGACUUUUAACCAAUAAAGAUUUUUACAACGGACUACUCUUUGCAUUUAAC